AUGAUACACUCUGUAGGAUGUUCACCGCAGCGCACAGAUAUCAGCGUCUCCAUAGAACCAGACGAUCCAGAAUGUCUGCCUGUGCCCUAUAAAUGCUACGUGGAGGUCGGCGUCAACACUGUUCGCAAGCGAACCCAAGUAUCCUCCCCCGGAAAGUACGCCUGGAAUGAGUCAUUUGAAUUCUCAGUGAGAGAGGACUGGUCUAUAUGCAUUGACUUGAUAGCAAAACAUACAUUGUUAUCGUGCGGCACCCUGAGUUGGUUCUGCAAGGAUGUACCCAUUGCAUCGUCUCGUGACUAUAUGCAGUUACCUACAUCAACACAAACAAAAGUCGUCUCACAAAAUCUGAGACAUGUGCACGUACGAGGGCGGAAUGGAGAGCCUUCCAUAUACCAGGCUAGCGUGACAUUGAAGCUUCGGUUGGUAAACCCAGAUCCUAUCACUGACCCAUCAUCUUCGGUUCAUUAUGAAGAGUCAUUUAUCGAGGAUGUCGGUGAGCUCAUUGCAGCACCAAAUCUCUCUAACGCAGAGCUUGGGGCAUUCAACGAGGUGCUACGACAUCCCAGCCUUUGUUUUGGCUGCUAUCCUUUUUCAGAUCGUUCAUCUUUCGUACUCUCGCUUCACAGUUAUGAAGAUGAUAGCCUUUCCUUCACCAACACCCCACACGCCGAUCACGACGAAGUAUUAGUGUCCCCUGUCUCUGAUUUGCCUCAAGGAGAUCGGUUUCCUCCGAGCCCUAGAAAGCUGGAUGACGCAGAACAAACUUCUGUGUUAGAGGCGACCCUUACAGAUCACACACCGAGGGGCAAUGGUGGGGAACUUCCGGAAAGAGAACAAUCGUCGCCCACCAACACGGUAUAUUCAGGGAUUUCUGUGGCGAACGAUACUGAACCUCAAAAAAGACACAAAUUAUCUAUGAAGGCAUUGAGUUUUCGCUCCAAUCGUAGUGCAUCAUUGAGCGAGGCGCGAGAUCGCCAUGCACGUUUGGGACGACUCAGAUCACUAUUCAGCUUGCGCACACUCCGAAAUGCCGAACGCAUCAGACCUGUGCCGUUGCAUUCAAGUCAGAAAUAA
Molecule: messenger RNA, 1074 nt
Organism: Suillus bovinus
Lineage: Eukaryota; Fungi; Basidiomycota; Agaricomycetes; Boletales; Suillaceae
Exons: 5
Coding region: 1-1074 (357 amino acids)
Source: RefSeq, a predicted model, not a curated record